AUGGGCAUUAAAGGAUGCUGGACGUGUAGAGAGCGCAAAGUGCGAUGCGACUUGCGCAAACCUACUUGCGGCAACUGUGCGAAGACGCUGCAGUCCUGCAAAGGCUAUGGCAUGCAACUGUCUUGGCCACGGGAGGGAAAUAAGCGACGGGCAAUUGUACUCGACUGUGGCUCAAGAGCGCCCGCAAGAAUAUCCCGGAGACAUCGGGGGCGUGGUGUAGUGUUUUUGAACGUCUCUUCCGCAGAUGUUGCACUGUCAGAUGCUUUGGAAGAAAAACUUAACCUUGCCGAUUAUUUACACGGGUUUGCAAUACCACGCUCACUCCACCUUUCACCAUUUUCGCUUUCGGGAGAUGACGCAUAUCUACUCGAAUAUUUCCAAGAGACCAGAGCGCGGAUAUUAGCUCCCAUACUGGACGAAUCUUUGGCAUAUUUCGUAUUGCAAAUGGCAAUGGCCAAUCCCGACUCUUCUUUUAACUUGGUUUUAGAAGGAAUCCUCGCGUUAUCAUCUGUAUUACUUGCAGGGCCCUCAAAGAGCCAAUACCACAAGACGCGGCUUAUUUCGAUGCUACAGAAAGACAUAACGCGGGUCGACAGAGAAAGCGUCAUCCGAAAUCUGAUCGCCACUAUGCUUCUUUUUCAAUGUGAAAUUUGCAAUACGGCUAAUCCUGGAGGGCUUUGGCGCUUCUAUAUGUGCGGAGCGAAGAAAAUCAUCUCGGCUGUUUCGCCUUUAAUCACACUCUAUCAACAUGACUGCAUGCCACUGAUGGAUUGGAUUUAUUACCACGAGGUCAUGGCAGAAUUCAGCAUCCGACAUUGGGCAGAAGCGGAUGCUAUUGAUAAAUUCUGCAAAGGACCUCAAGCGAUUCGGCCUGGCAAGAUAUUUGUUGGGAGUUCUAUGCAGAUUUCCGAUGGAGCUACAUGCCCUAUAGCUGUUCUCGACCUGGUCCGACACAUUUGUAAGCGACCGCCACCUAAUGGAGACAAAAAUAUACCGUAUGACAAUGCCGAUAUGAUGCGCAUCCAGUAUCUUCGACAAGAUCUCUACGGAACCAUCGGAGAAUAUGGAACUUUUCACGGAGACUUUGAGUCAUCACUCAGCAGGCAAGAUAUGAUCAAUUCUCUCUAUCGAUACGCUGCGUUGAUAUACCUGAACCGUACCGUAUCAUAUGUUUCCACAUCUUCGUUCUCGCAUAGACGAUUAGUGAGAGAAGGCAUUUUGCUUCUACAAAAUCUUGGCUUUUGUGAGGGCACGUGGCCGCUGUUUAUUAUAGCCUGCGAGGCUAAUGAAGAUGAGCAACGUCUCCAAAUAUUAGACAUUCUAGCUAACACGCGUCGAGAACUGGGGCAGCGAUCAGAUCAUGUCGUUUUAAUUCAACACAUGGUUGAAGCUGUAUGGAUUCAGAACGAUCUCACUAUUGAAAGCGAUGUGAAUUACGGUAGGAUACUCAACGCGGUUAUUUCUAAGGCUCCAGCGCUACCGCUCUUCGCAUAA
Messenger RNA from Trichoderma gamsii, 1494 nucleotides. RefSeq lists its product as hypothetical. Gene Ontology annotation, biological process: positive regulation of transcription by RNA polymerase II. Gene Ontology annotation, molecular function: DNA-binding transcription factor activity, RNA polymerase II-specific; zinc ion binding; transcription cis-regulatory region binding. NCBI's taxonomy places the organism in Eukaryota, Fungi, Ascomycota, Sordariomycetes, Hypocreales, Hypocreaceae. The transcript has 6 exons. Bases 1 to 1494 code for a protein of 497 amino acids. The record is from RefSeq and is a predicted model, not a curated record. Gene Ontology annotation, cellular component: nucleus.